Thlaspi arvense is the source of this 2654-nucleotide messenger RNA. The record is from the annotation of a GenBank genome assembly. NCBI's taxonomy places the organism in Eukaryota, Viridiplantae, Streptophyta, Magnoliopsida, Brassicales, Brassicaceae.
CCGAUCCCCAGCCAUUCCCCCAAUUUGUAUCUGGCGCGAGGUUUUUCCGCGGAGGAGAGAUGAUCGACGACGGUUCGCCUCUUGCGGUGGCGAUGGAGGUGGAAGAGUCUCCGGCGGCGGCGAUUGCACCGAGAGAACCACCGAAGAUUCAACGCCUAGAGGAAUCAGUGGUCAACCGUAUCGCAGCGGGUGAAGUAAUCCAGCGCCCAGUUUCGGCGGUGAAGGAGCUCGUCGAGAACAGCCUCGACGCUGAUUCAAGUUCCAUUAGCGUCGUUGUUAAGGACGGUGGCUUGAAGCUCAUUCAAGUCUCCGACGACGGCCACGGUAUUAGAUGUGAAGACUUGCCGAUACUAUGCGAGAGGCAUACAACAUCGAAGCUGACUAAGUAUGAGGAUUUGUUCUCUCUAAGCUCAAUGGGUUUUAGAGGAGAGGCACUAGCUAGUAUGACUUAUGUUGCUCAUGUUACAGUAACCACCAUUACUAAAGGCCAGAUUCAUGGUUACAGAGUGUCUUAUAGAGAUGGUGUGAUGGAGCAUGAACCAAAGGCGUGUGCAGCUGUUAAAGGAACACAGAUAAUGGUUGAGAAUUUGUUCUACAAUAUGAUUGCAAGAAGGAAGACACUUCAAAAUUCUGCUGAUGAUUAUGGAAAAAUAGUAGAUUUGCUGAGCCGUAUGGCAAUUCAUCACAAUAACGUGAGCUUUUCGUGUCGAAAGCAUGGAGCUGUCAAGGCUGAUGUUCACUCUGUUGUGUCGUCUUCGAGGCUUGAUUCAAUCAGAGCUGUUUACGGGGUAUCAGUUGCAAAGAACUUGAUCAAAGUAGAAGUUUCCUCUGGCGAUUCCUCCUCUAGUUGUACUUUUGAUAUGGAAGGUUUCAUAUCCAAUUCGAACUAUGUUGCUAAGAAGACUAUAUUGGUGCUUUUCAUUAAUGAUAGAUUGGUGGAAUGCUCUGCCUUAAAAAGAGCCAUAGAGAUUGUUUAUGCUGCAACAUUACCAAAAGCAUCGAAACCUUUUCUCUACAUGUCAAUCAAUUUGCCACGUGAUCAUGUUGAUAUCAAUAUUCACCCAACAAAGAAAGAGGUAAGCCUUUUAAACCAGGAGAUCAUGAUCGAGAUGAUACAGUCAGAGGUCGAAUUAAAACUGAGAAGCGCAAAUGAUACUAGGACGUUUCAAGAGCAGAAAGUGGAAUACAUUCAAUCUACGUUAACACCCUCAAGAAAAGAUGAUCCAGUUUCUCCGUUGCCUUCUGGACAAAAAACACCGAAAGUUCCUGUGCAUAAAAUGGUGAGAACAGAUUCAUCAGAUCCAGCUGGAAGGUUACAUGCCUUUUUGCAACCCAAGCCCAAUAAUCUCCCUGACAAGAUUUCCAGUUUGAAUGCAGUAAGGUCGUCGAUAAGACAAAGAAGAAACCCAAAGGAAACUGCUGAUCUUUCUAGUGUUCAAGAACUUAUUACUGGUGUUGACAACUGCUGCCAUCCAGGUCUGCUGGAGACUGUAAGGAAUUGCACAUAUGUUGGAAUGGCAGAUGAUGUUUUUGCUUUAGUUCAGUAUCAAACCCAUCUAUAUCUAGCAAAUGUGGUGAACCUCAGCAAAGAGCUCAUGUAUCAGCAAACUCUUCGCCGUUUUGCUCACUUUAAUGCUAUACAGCUUAGCGAUCCAGCCCCUCUGUCUGAGUUGAUAUUGUUGGCUCUGAAAGAGGAGGAUCUGGAUCCUGAAGAUGGUGAAAAGGACCAUAUGAAAGAAAGAAUCGCUGAAAUGAAUACAGAACUACUCACGGAAAAAGCGGAAAUGUUAGAGGAGUAUUUCAGCGUUUAUAUCGACUCCGAUAGAAACUUGUCACGUCUUCCUGUCAUACUCGACCAGUAUACACCUGACAUGGAUCGUGUUCCCGAGUUUUUACUAUGCUUGGGAAAUGAUGUGAAGGGUAACGUAGAGAUGGAGCCAGCUCUUGAGCAAGACCUUAUCUCAGAUGCUGAAAACGCAUGGGCGCAGCGUGAAUGGUCAAUCCAACACGUGUUGUUUCCUUCUAUGAGAUUGUUCUUAAAGCCACCUGCCUCCAUGGCUUCAAAUGGGACUUUUGUAAAGGUAGCAUCCCUUGAAAAGCUUUACAAGAUAUUCGAACGAUGCUAAUUUUGAAGAUGGAAGUUUUGAUAUGUGUAGGCUCCCUGUUGCUCUUAAACUAUGUUUACAGACUGAACCAGUUUAUGGUUUAACCAAACUGUGGCACGCAAUGAUAAUAAUCAAACUCGAUCCUUACUGUGACUUAUCCUCGUCAAUAGAUUAGACCUUCUCUGGCAUGAGUCGUGCAAACGAACGUUCACCAGAAUCUUUGUCCUGUAUCUUGUGAAAUCUCUCGAAUAGAAGCAGUUUGAAAAGAGAAAGUGAGAGACAUAGAAAUAGCCCGACGAAGCGUUUGUCGUCCCUGAGAGAAACCGCUUCUCUCGCUCCCAACGCUGCCGCUUCUGUAGCCCUCUCUCGAACUCCUGGCUUGUGGGUCCGUUCUCGGAUCUUGAAAGCUAUCGCCCGGUUUAAGAGACAGAUUUGCACGGCAGACCGGACACGUGGAACGAGAAGAGAGCCACACGUCGAUGCAACUAACAUGGAAAGUGUGGCUACAAGGAGGCAUCCAACGUAACGGUUCUUCAUCUUCAAACUCGU